Sphenostylis stenocarpa is the source of this 396-nucleotide messenger RNA. The record is from the annotation of a GenBank genome assembly. Lineage: Eukaryota; Viridiplantae; Streptophyta; Magnoliopsida; Fabales; Fabaceae.
AUGGAUGGCCAGAGCGUGUACUUGGUGGUUUGGUCUAAGAACUCUGACUUGGUCUUGGAAACUUAUGGUAUGGGGGCUUCUUGUAUUAGGUUUGAACGCAACUUUUUCGUUUUGGGUGGAGGAGUAAUUCUCUUGCAAUUUCGGUUUUCAGGUGCAUUAAAGGGUGCGUUGGACAUGGUGGCAAGUGAAAAUAAAAUCUGUGGGAACCUACUUAGAUAUUUAGUGGUUAAAAAGGUAGAAUUGAGGAAGGAUGAAUAUUUUGGGAUGUUGGUGUAUAAUGACAUUUUGAGAUGUCAACAAACAACGAUAUUUCGGGAUACCAACGCUCCUAGUGUGGAGUGGUAUGGGGUUCCUUUAUGUGCACAAAGGAGAUCAAGUUUGAUCAGAACCAAGUAA